ACCCGCCCCUCACUCUUUCUUUCACCUCUCUCUUCUCUCUCUCUCUCUCUCUCUCUUGAAUAAGCAGUAGCUUAAAUCUGAGCAUCUAAUUUUCAUCGGAUUAAGCCUAAAAAAACUCCACUGAAUUAUUCAUUAAUAAUGGACUCUUUGCCUGAUGCCAUUGUCCAGUGCAUCCUAUCCAACAUAACCAAUGCAAAAGAUGUGGCUUCUUCUUCUUGUGUAUCAAGACGGUGGAAGGAGUCAAUUCCUUAUCUCAAUAGGCUUGUCUUCACUCGUAACGUUUUUGACAACCUUAAGAAGUACUCUCCUGAUGACAUUGUUCGGCACAUGGUUUCAUCAAUUAUUCGAUUGGAAGAACUUGUUGUAUACUGCCCCUUUACUGGUUCUGGCCUAGCGUCGUGGCUUUCAUUGGCAGGACUUUCUCUACGGAGGCUUGAGCUAAAGAUGGACGACAACCUCAUCGAGCAGAAUGCCGGCUCCAGGAACCCCUCAAAGUUGGACUGUAUCACAGCAGCAAUGAAUUUGGAAUCUUUGAAACUUUGGGGGGUGAAUAUGACACAUUGCCCCAAAUGGGACACUUUCUAUAGGCUUAGAGAUCUUCAAAUUGUUGGUACGGUAACAGAUGACUCCACCCUCUCUGCUGCAUUAAGAGCUUGCCCCAAUUUGAGUAACCUGUUGCUCCUUGGUUGUGAGGGACUGAAAUAUGUUUCUAUUGAGCUUCCUCAGCUGGAGGUGUGCAACCUUGAUUUCAAUGGCUUAGGUAACUGCUCCCUUUAUCUCAAUUGUCCAAAAAUUCAGAAUCUUGAAGUGCAAGGCUGUAGUUGGAUCAGAGUCCUUGAAACUCGAUUACUCCGAAACCUUUCCAUUUCCAACACUUCAGGACGGGUUAAUGGUGUAGUUUUUGGAAAGCUUGUGGCACUUGAGUCUUUGGAGAUGAGAGGAGUUCAAUGGUGUUGGGAUGCAGUAAACGAAAUGCUUCGAUUGUCAAGUGAAGUCAAACAUCUCUUCAUGAAGGUGGAAUUCACUGGUGAUUCUGAUUCCCUUCAGCCAUUUCCAGAGAUCGACUUUGUUGAUUUCUUUAACAGCCACCCCAAGCUAACAAAAUUUGACAUCCAUGGCGCCAUGUUUGCUGCGCUUUGCCAGAGAAACAGUUUGAAAAAUGUGGACUACAGAUUUAUGAUCCCUUGCCUUGAGGAGGUUGUAGUCACCGUGAGAUCGCCACUGAAUGCUGAACAGAAAAUGAGUACACUCGAGUCUUUAAUCCAGUAUGGAAAGAAGCUGAAGAAGCUGAGAAUAAAAAUUCUUCAGAUGAAGAGCAGCCAUAGCAGUACAGAUGAUUUUUUUGAGGAAAUUUGCAGAUUCACACGUAUGAAUCGCAGGAUUGUUUCAAUCGAAUAAUGAUUGAAAAUUUUCCCUUUCCCCCCUUUUCCUUGGGUUUCUUUUCAUGGGAGGAGGGAUCCUUCUUCUGUUGAUUUUGAUAGGAACAUUCUUGGACCAUUUCCUUGUAAGUUCCAACAAGUUUGUACUUUGAUUUAUGUAGCUUAUAAUUUUUAACCAGACUAGGGGCUCAAACUGCCUUGCAUUUUUAACCGGACUAGAGGUAAUUGUUAUGUACUUGGAGAAAACCAUUGAUGAGUUGCUUACUUCAUAUAAGGAAAUGGGAUGAUUGCUUUUCUAGAAAUUGAGAUGCAUACUUUUCAA
Molecule: messenger RNA, 1701 nt
Organism: Nicotiana attenuata
Lineage: Eukaryota; Viridiplantae; Streptophyta; Magnoliopsida; Solanales; Solanaceae
Product: F-box protein At1g10780
Exons: 4
Coding region: 139-1398 (419 amino acids)
Molecular function (GO): protein binding
Source: RefSeq, a predicted model, not a curated record